Molecule: messenger RNA, 1793 nt
Organism: Cimex lectularius (bed bug)
Lineage: Eukaryota; Metazoa; Arthropoda; Insecta; Hemiptera; Cimicidae
Product: myosin-11-like
Exons: 5
Coding region: 480-1691 (403 amino acids)
Source: RefSeq, a predicted model, not a curated record
UUUCUUUUACCACAUGUUUGUAGACAGCUGUAGAAUGCAGGUGCAUGAAUUGUAGGGUAGUUUUUUUUUUUACUUUCUCGGUUCAAAAUUUUAUUUUUACCUCAGUGCUACUUAAAAUUUUACUCCCGAAACCUUACCAGGAUACUCGAUAACACCGCUCUUGAUGAAUUGGAUUAAUUCCCACGAGAACUAUUAGGCUUCGUGCAAAGCCCAGCAUAAAGGGGAUAACAAUGACCAAAUCUGUUGAAGUUUUUUUAUUUAAUUAACCGAAUAAUACUGUGAUGUUUCCAGAAAAUCUAUUUGGAUCACAUGAUUUUAAAUAAGGAAUUCAGUAAAAACAACUACUUGUGAUUAUGAGACUUGGUUAUCCAACACACCUCACACAUUGAAAAAAAUCAACAAGAUAAAAUACUUUGAUCACUUCAUGCAUUAUGGACAACCAACAUCUAAAGUAAUUAUCCUAAUUAAAAAUUUAUGAAAUGGCAGAGAGUCAAGCAAUUUUGAAGAAAAAAAUAAAGGAUUUAAAAUCAGAAAUAAGCAAUCUGGUUGAAAUGAGUAAAGGCGUGGACACUAACUCAGAAAUUCUCGAAACAACCUCUGUGAGACAAUCAGAACAGAAAGAAAUAAUUAAUAAUGUUCCCUCUGAAGAAGAAAGGUCCUCUUUAAGUGAAUGCACUCCCACAGUUAUAAGAAUAUCCAAACAAGAAGAAGACAAAAAAAUCCAACAGUUGGGUAGUUUCAAUGCUCAAUUGGCGUUUUUGUCCAUGAUUCAAGUUUUAGAGAAACAGCAUGACAAAGGUCCCAUUCUGUGCAGACAGCCCUCUUUCAAGUUGCCACCCGAUGACUCAUUGAAUAUAUUCAAACUUGAAGAAAUCGAGCAGCAAAUUCUAAAGGUUGAGAAAAAAGUCAAAUUGGUUUCAAGAAAACUGUUGGAAUCGAGAAAAGAGAAAGCCGAACUUAUAAGAAGAAUCGAAUUUCUUGAAAAUCGGUUAAUCCAACGAAGCAAGGAAGAAAUGAUUGCUACAUUUAUGAAAGAACAGCCUACUGCAAAAGACAUUGAAAAUUUACAACUACUUCAAGAGAAAUUGAUAGUGAAAUCAAAAUCGAGCAAAGACUUAAAGCAACUCCAAAAACAACGAGAGACUCUUAAUAAAAUACUUAAAAAUGCAGAAACUAUUAUAUCAGAUAGUUCAGUCAUUAAAAAACCCAGACAUAUUAUCAUUGUAGAGCCAAAUAUCGCAGGCGUCAAGGAUAAAAGCAUUCAUAAAAUAUCACGAGCACAGGAUGAAAAGGAUAAUGCAAGGUCUGUGCUAGGUUCGCGUGAAAAUAUAGGCCUGAUUUUUACCAGUGUAGAUGAGUUGGCUGGUUUAAAACCGAGAGAAUCUGUAGAAGGUGAAUUUAAUGAAAAACAAAAAUCAAAAAGAAUUAAAAAAGCCCUGGAUGAUCAAGAUGCCGAAAUGGAAAAUGAAUCUCCUAGUAAAGACCCAUGGACAGGAUUAAAGCUCAAAAUUCCUGAGUCUCAAGUGUCACAGGAAACUGAAGAAGAAAGUGAAGAUGUUGAAAAUGAGAAAAAGGAAGAGACAAAGGAAAAAGCAACCACUAAGGAAAUUAAUAAAUUAAAUAAUAAGACUAAUUCUAAUGAUGCUACAUCUAAUGAUUCAGGUAAUAAUGAAGACAUGAAGAAAAAUUAAUUCCCAUAUACAAAAUACCGCUAUCACAACACUUUACCUAUUAGUAACCACUCUGACCAAAAACAAUACCAAUAUUACAUUAAAUACAUAAUUAAAAACUUA